AUGGCUACCCAGAGGAAGCACUUUGUGAAAGAUUUCAAUCCCCAUAUCACCUGUUGUAUCUGUAAAGGAUAUCUUAUCAAACCAACGACAGUAACUGAGUGCCUCCAUACUUGUAAGUAGGAUUAUGUGAGGCAUCUGUCUUUGGAACAAAAUGGUCUUUGCUCCAAUUAUUUAUUUUAUCUUAUUUACUACAUUUAUGCCCUGCCUUUCCCCCAAGGAGCUCAAGUCAACCUGCAUGGUUCUCUAUUUUAUCCUCACACAACAACUCUGCGAGGUAGAUUGUAAGAUAGUGACUGGGCUAAGGUCACUCAGUGUUUCAUGGCUGAGUGGGGUUUUGAACUUGGAUCUCACUGAUCCUAGUCCCACACUCCAGCCACUACACAACAUAAUUUUAAAACCAAGACAUAAAAGUUUAUGCAUCAUUAUACUAUUGCGUAAUAUACACAUCAUAGUAUCCAUAGCAUACACUUCAAAUAUUCAAACAGUAUCACUUACAGAAUAUAUCACAGUUAUUCCUUAAUACCAGAAAUUUCAAAUAGUUGAAGGAAGUUUAAAUAGUUGAGCUAUGCCUGUGACAAAAGUGUCACAGGGUACUGUGUUCUUUCUGGAGGUUGACAUAGUUUGGAUUCUAUAUUUUUUCUUAGAUCUACCGGUGCCUUCAACUUAAAAGAAGCAAAAAAAAAAAAAAGUUGUUUUAAAGAACUUUGUUCAGUAGUUACAUUUUGACAAGCCACGAAACUGCUGAAGUUUUUGCUAAAGACAAAAAUGUCAUGAAGUGGGACUGACAGGCCAAUCCUGUACAAGGUUUAAAUUCCCUUGAUGAGUAGUUUUAAUAAAAUGGUCCUAAUGGUCCUACAGAUUGAUAGGUAGCACCCAUAAACUUUUCAUUCUUGCAUUUAUGAGGCCUCCACUCAGAACGAAUUAAGUAGUGUCCUGAUUUACAUUCUAGGUCACCUUCCUGUGUAAGCAUGUUUGCCACAUGUAUACCAGUGUUUGUCACAGUAAAAAAAAAAGUGUAACUAAAGUGUUCUGCAGGUGCAUGAUUCACUUCUACUGUUAAAGCUAAAUGCUAUAGAAUGCCUGGAUGGAAAACUGCUUGGGAAUCAUAUGUUAGCCUCUCUGAGCUCCUAGGAGAAAGAGUGAUGGAUAAGUGUAAUAAAUAUUAAAGGGGUUUGUGUAUAUAUAAAUGUACAUGCACCACAUUCAUAUGUCAUGCUGAAUCAGUGGUGGAUUAUCUGUAGUCCACAUGUUGGAUUCAGAGUCCCAUCAGCCCUGCCCAGAACGGCUAAUGGUCAGGGAGAAUUAAUAUGUAGACUGACACAGGUUCCACAUACCUAGUUUAGCAUCACAUGCAGAACUAACAUGAGCAAGCCUAGGGUUCACAUAAUUUCCCAUCCAGUAUGGGUGGGAGAAUGACCAAAAACAUUUAUUUUCAGUUUCCCCCUGAUCUCUGUCUAUUGUUGUAUGCAAACCAAGAAUCAUGAUUAUAGCUGACUGAUCAGUUAAAAGGGAAAAAAGGCUUUGGAAGCCAUGCUUUGAAGUGGGCUUGUUGGAAAUUUGUUUGUUAUAACUCACAAUAUCUGGUUUGCAGGUGACGAUAAACUAAGAUUAGAAGAAACUGAAAGUAAACAUUAGCAGAGUUCUACUCCAAGGUACAUGGGAGAAGUCCAGGGCUCAUUUCAGGGCUCAUUCCAUGGUUUAGCAUGAUGUCCAAGUUGGGCCAUGGUGGACAUGUACCUGGAAGUUGCCAAUGGCAACUUCCCUGUACAUGUCUACUGCAAGUAUUUGGAGACUUAUUUCUCCCCUUUACACCUGGUGGUAUCCACUGAAGGGGCACAGAAGUUCAGAUACUGUGGGGGGUUUUCCUUAAUGUUGCUGUUGGCUGCCUUGAUGGAAGAGAAAAUGCUGAAUUAAAAUAUUUAAAUAAAUAAUGCAGGCACACGUGCAACAUAAAUCUGUCUCUUCCCCAAAUCCAGAAGCUUUGCUUUGUGUUUUCCCUAAAUUGGUAUGAUAAAUCUUGAUGGUUACUUUAAUUCAGUGUUGGGUAACCUGUGGCCCUCCAGAUGUUGGGACUGUGGCCAAUGGCCUGCGAUGGUGGGAGCUAUAGUUCAACAACAUCUGGGGAGUCUCAGUUCCCUGUCCUGGCUUUAAAUUUUUAAGUUAUUUUGAAAAGAAUCACAUUAAAAGAGAGCUCUGCAGCCUAUCUGAAUCUCCUUGCAUGCUCUGUGCAGAUGGAGCUCCUGGCUUCUGCUCUGAUUUGAAUUUUGAGAGCAGCUUGGCACAUGCAAAUCAGUUUAGAGAAGUCAGCAGAUUUUACCAGGUGUGCUGGAAAGAAAAUCCCAACACUAUAUGAAGAAGGCAGGAAGGAACUUGGGAUGCACUUGUGAUAGGUGUGGGCAUGCUCUUUUAAAUGAUAGCAUUCAGAAAUCAUUCAUCCAAUUUACAUUUUUUUCUAAUACCUAUUUCUUACUUGAUUUUGUAGUUUGUAAGAGUUGUAUUGUGCAGCACUUCGAAGAAAGCAAUGACUGUCCCAGAUGUGGCAAUCAAGUUCAUGAGACCAAUCCAUUAGAAAUGUUACGGUAAGAGGAUAUUAAAUACAAAUUAUUUCAGUGGAGAGAGUUUGUCUUAAAUUGCCUUUUGACGUGACUGGCUACCUAUAGGAAUAUAGAAAGCUGCCAUACCGAGUCUGAGCAUUGGUCCAUACAACUCAUUAUUGCAUCUAUGCUGAGUGGCAGUAAUUCUCCAAGCUUUCAGAUGGACCAGGAUGCAAUCCCAUGAUAAUAGUGUGUGUAAUCAUGUCUUUUUACCUUACCUGUCUGCCCGCUCCUCUGCUCCUAGCAGUGCAGAAUAAUUGUCUGUUAUGCAGUGCAGUGCAAUGACUUAUCAGUUCAGUUUCUUUCUUAAAAAAACAACAACUAACUGGUGCACAUAAAUGGCCUUUUAAACAAAAAAAAAUCGCAAGAACCUUAAAUGUCCUUGAGAUUAGGGAUAGGGUAGGAGAGAAUACAGAAAACUAACAUGUAGGGGGAUCAGACUACAUAAUCAUGGGCUUGGAAGAAAAUUAGGUGCCUGUUUGUAAUGGGGAAGCAAGUAGGGAAAUAUCCUUGGGAAAAUAAUGCCAGGAAAUCAUGGCUGUUUCUGCUUCUUUGCUCCCUUUUUCUUUUGCUGAAUCUGCAGGGUUUUUCACCUUCUUUCCUCCCCAACUGAGCUCUGCAAACCAGAAUCUUUGCAUUGUUAAGGAGGCAAAAAUGUGAUGAGCAAUUUAUCUUACUUUUCAAAUAUGACUGUAAAGAGUAUGAGUUGCUCGUGCGUAAGUUGCCGCCUCUCCUGGCUUUGUUGCCUUGUUAAACCUUUCAGUCUGGACAGCUCUUCACUUCGUGGCUGCCUCAGUCGCUAGCAGAAUCCGUCAGUGGGCGUUUCUUAAACCUUUUCCAACAUAAAAGUUGUUUGACACCCAGUCUCCUCCUACUCUCUCUGCGCGGAAGUCUUCUGCGCAGGGAGGGCGUGGGUAGCGGAGGACCCGUGCUCUCCCCGCUGGUGUCCGGUGAAGAGUCUGGGAGCCCUCUCGCUGAUUCCCCCAUCUGCCCCUCUUUAUUCCUGGUGUUGCGCUGAAUUGCUUCCCCAUCUGCUGAGCUGCCUCUCUCCCUGCUGGGCCCUUCUCCAGCAUCAUUUGAGAGCCUUCCCUCCGCCUCUAGCUCCGAUGUCAGUUCCCUGACAAUGACUAUUAGGGGAUACUUCUAUAGUGGGAGAAGAGGUUAAGAUGUAAAAAGAAAAAAAAAACUUCCCCAAACCAAGUGGUCAUACUGGAAAGUGGAUAUAUAAUGUGUUUUGUUGGUUUCAGUGGUUGAGUUGCAACACAGUUUAACUGCAACAGGAUCCAUGUCCUAGAUUUUACAGAUUUUUAAAGAGAUGCACAGAACUAUCUUUUGUUGUUAAAGAACAGGAAGCCCAGAUUUCCAGAACUAUUCUUAUUCUAAGUUGCAAGGUAGCAUUACUAUAUGUAGAGUUGUAAGAAACUAUAGGAAAAGACAUGUAUGCUGGAUCACACCAACAGCCUUCUCCCUUGGUCAGUACUGCCGCUACCUCCACUUCUUCUCUGGCAGGAGAAAGUGAAUGACUUGGGUCAUGAAUGGCUACCUACAGGGAGCCUCUUCUGAAUGAUUUCAGUUCCCUUAUAAUCUGUUGCACAAGUUUCUUCUGAAACCACUGUAUCUGAGAUGCUUUCACAUCAGGCACUCAGUUGCAGGGAAUUAUUUUUAUUUCUUUCCAGUUGCAUGAGGUGGCGGCAGCAGAGAAGGAAGCAGGUGAGGCAGGACUAAUGGCUUGAACCAGCAUUGAAAUUAUUCUGUGCUCAUCUGUUAGUACAAUUGCAAAACUGUGCUCACAGACAGUACAGGUGAAAUAUCUGCUGUGUGUCCUCAUUUUGUUAUAUUUCAUGACUACCUUCACUUUUAAUGUUUAUUAGAAAUCCCAUUUCAGCACAAGUACAUCAAAACUGUAAUAAAAUAUAUAUAAUAUUAGUAACUGAGCAUGAAUACUAUCCAGUUCAUAACAGUCAAUGGCAGUUAAUGCAACUUGUCUCUCUGUGGUUUGCUACUGGCUUAGGACAAAACUGGUCUAUUGGCUCUGUACUGGUAAAUGGACAGGAGAAUCAGUAGAUUUUUAUGGACUGCCUUUUUCCAGAAGAGUUUUGCAAUCUGAUCUGUUUGAGGGGAAAGUCUGCCCAUUAGAUCAGUCAGCUGCUCACAGGGACCAAUCCUGAAGCUUCUCAUACGACCCUGCAUCCCUUUAAUUCCCCACUUACGCAGGGGUUAUAUUCCGGCACCCCAUGCACACAAGUGGGCAUUACAUAAGUGGGGAGCACCCUCUAAACACCCUUUAAAUGCCCUUUCUGCCAGUCUCUCUCCAAUCCAGAUCAAAAGUACUGCUUCUGGCUGGGGCCUGGAGGACGUGGGGAAAACUGGCGAUGGCUGCUGUGCUACCACAUACAUCAGCUGUUAGGCGGGGAGGCUGAACAGCCUAAACCUAAAUUACAGGACUGUGACCAUGUUAUUUUUAGGGGAAGUUUGCAGACAAAUUUUAAAGGGGCAAAUAAAGUCCCUUUAGCAUUAUGGGACAAUGAGCCAAACUACACAUUUUACUGUUGUGUGUAGUUUUUGCUUUCUACGGAGUACUGCCAUGGAGGCUUCUCUCUCUGAGGACAUAGAGAAUUUUUAUACUUUUCUUCUCUGGAGAUCUUUCUUCUGAAAACUGUAAUAUCUAGAUGCCUCCCCCCGAUAUACACACACAUACCAGAGAAAAGAUUUUGAUACAUUUAGUGGACAAAGAAAAAAAUGGUACCCUAUUCCCCCUACAUUCUUUUCCAUUUGUCUGUCAAUAUUUUUUGGCUCCAUACAUUCUCAAUAAAACUGCAACUAGUGGUAGAACUUCCAACAGAGGUUGAUUAGAAGGAGGCAAGGCCAGGCAUUCUGUGGGUAGUCUUCUCUGUAGGAAGGCACUUUGGGAUCACAGACAAUGUUUAAAUAUGUCUGUAUAGUUGUUUGGGGAAUUUGUAGCUUAAAUAAUUGUUGCCAAAAACAGUGUCCUGAAAGUUUUGUUCCUCGUUUCCUUUCAAGUUCUACAAUGCAUGUUUAUAAAAUCUGUUAUCAGCUAGCUUAAAAAAAAAAAAGAUAACUUUUUUAAAGACGUCAAGAAGACUUGUUUUCUUUCUGUUUAUCUCUCUUCAGGCUGGAUAACACAUUAGAGGAAAUUAUAUUUAAGUUGGUCCCAGGGCUUCGAGAACGUAAGUUUCCCCCUCUUCAUUUGGUUGCUUGCUUUCUUUUCUUUGCAAUCCUGUUGAUAUUCCAGCAUAACUGAACUGAAAUAUCAUGCUCCUUUUUUUGUUGUGAACUAGAGGAACUAUACCGUGAGACUGAAUUCUGGAAGAAAAACAAACCUCAAGAAAAUGGAGAUGGUAAUUACAUCCUUGAUUUUUUUUAAGUAACGUUUUGAUAAGAUCCAGUGUAUUUUAAUUUCAGACGUCAAAAGCUGCAUGAGAGUCAGUGCUCACAAAACUAUACCUGUAUGUUCAGCUGUUGCUUUUUCCCUUGGAGUUAACUCUUGCAGCUAUUAGUUACAUGGCUUAUUUAUACACAUCAUACGGUAAAAUGCUUAGCUUCUAGAGUUGGUUGUCUACAUAGUUGUGCAUAUAGAGAAUAUAUGUUAUGCUGUUUCUAAUGUUUUUUAUCCAGUUAUACCUCCUAGGAGCAUUCUUGUGCAUCUGAAAUGUUUCACAUGGGCAUACAUAAGGAAAGGAUUUGGGCUUUUGUUUUUUUGUCAAAAUCUGUAAUCUGAAAAAAGAGAAAUAGAAUUGGGUGUUAUUGUCAUCAGCAUACUGAUGGCACCUCCCUCCCAAACCCAAAAAACCUCCCAUAGCAGUCUUGUGAAGAUAUUGAACAGCAGAAUAGAUAAAAUAGACCUAUUCGUGACUGCAUGUGCAACUGCCACCACACAAAGAAGGAACACUCAGCACCACCACAUUGAGUUAUGCCUCACUGGUUUCAGUACAUCUUACUGCUUACUAAGCAUACUGUGGAUUUCAUUCUUAGUCCAUUUGUUUGAAGGUUGUGGAAUAUGUGUAAAUGGUACGUUUUAUUUCAUUUUAUUUAUGCAGAAGAAAAUCCAAAAUCUGAAGAUCCCAAAGAUGAUGAAGAUGGAGAUGAAAAUCAAGAUGAUAAAGACUAUCACAGGAGUGACCCACAGAUUGCUAUUUGUCUGGAUUGUUUACGUAACAAUGGGCAGUCCGGGGAUAAUGUAGUAAAAGUAAGUUUUGAUAAUAUUUUUGUUUCUUAAAUAACUCGAGCAGUAUAUGAACCCUUUUUAUCUUCAUGCUGUAAACAGCGUAGCUUUGUUGACAGUUGAAGAUUCUAAUUUCCUGCAACUAUAUCAUUGUGUGCAACCUCUAUUUCAUGAGCAGUGAGAGGUGCCAAGGGUGCCUGCAUUUACCCAGGGUUCACUUUCCUUGGGAUGAAGGUCAGUAGAGACUGUGUUGUCUUUAGAAUACAUCGUUAACACCCAAACAGAUCUUGCUUCCCCAAGGGACGCCCAAAAGCCAGGGAAGCUCCAAGUCACCACUCUGAGUCCAGCACAGAGCAAAUAUGCUUCUGUGUCUCCAGCUUCCAGCAUCAGCAUCACAUACACGGCCCUCCUUGGCCCAUUCUUCUCCAUCCUAGGAUGGCAAGGCAUCCAGCCAGGUGAGGUGGGGGGGAGUCCAUCCAUUUGUCUCUAUGGCAACAGAGAUCAUUCUUUAAGUUGCCAGGGACAGUGACCUUGACAAAAGUCUGACCAGUUCAGCAACCUUUUCUAGUAGAUUUAAAGCCUCCUUGAUACAGGAGCACAGGCUUGGAGGGACCCAGGGUAUCAUCCAGACUGACCCACAAACCUAUAAUAUUCUUUUUCAAAACUAGGAAGGCUGAACCCUUCCCCUGCUUUUGCUUUGGAACACCUGUACCCAGGUUGCCCCCCACCCCCAUGGGCUCAUUUUCAGUCACUGAGUCUUGUUAGAAUACAUAAAACAGCAGGGGAAGUUUCACACCCUGUUGCCUAUCGCCACUUCUCCACUUGAAAUCAGCCUGCUACUUUCCCAUAUAGCGGCAGUCGAAAAUAUAGGCAGAUAUGUUGUUUGGUCUUCAAAUGUCAGUGUUUUAUUUAAAACAUUUCUUACCUGCCCUUCAUUGCAAAUGCCAUUCCAUUUCACUGCAAAUUAAAACAAAUUGAGACACAUUAUACAAGUACUAAAAAUAGAGUAGUUAAAACCAGCCAACUAAAAUAAACAUCAGUACUAACAAUGAAGUCCACUAAGAGCCUGGGCAAAUAACCAGGUUUUCAGCUGCUGUUGAAAGGUUAAAAGAGUGGAUGCCAAUUGUAUCUCACAAGGAAAGUGUUCUAUGUAUAAAAGUUCUGUUACACCUGUGAGCCUACCUUUAUAAGAGCUGGCAUGCUGCCCUAAAACAACACUGCUAUAACAAAAAUGCUAAGUAGAGUAGCUUUUGUGUUGUCACUGAAAGUUUGUCAAAUGAAGCUAACCUAAGGCUUCCAAAUUCUAAAUGUGUUCUACCACUUAGCUGUAGUACUUUCUCAUCCUAUGAAUGAUCAAGCAGGUUUGUCUGUUUUUCAUUGGGUUUCAUUUUGGAACCCAACAAAGACUGAAAUGUGUAUUCAAAUUUAUAGUUUUUUGUCUUCUUUCCUUUAGGGACUGAUGAAGAAAUUCAUCCGGUGUUCUACGCGAGUUACUGUAGGGACUAUCAAGAAGUUUCUAAGUUUAAAAUUAAAGCUUCCAAGUUCUUAUGAGGUAUGAUAGACAACAAGCCAAAGAUUUUACACUCCUUCCUGUGAUUAAGUUAAAUGGACAUAUCAUGUCAGGCUUCAGAUGUACAAAUAUUGUUUGGCUUUAACGUCAAACAUGCACUGCAAUAUCAAUAAGCCAACCCUUUCCAAAUUUACUAAGAUGCCGGUCACACUGAGUUCAGUGUACUCCAGUGUAAGUGUGCAUGGGAUUGCAGUUUUAGUGUCAUAAUCGAGGGUAAAGCCUAUCUUUUACUGAGGAUUAUUAUUCACUGAGAAAUCAGCAUUAAUGGGACCCCAGUGAAAAAUGCUACUAACUGCAUUUCCUCAGUGAAAGUGUUACUUCAUCUGAAAUGGUAUUUGUUCCUAACUCUGAGAUAUAGAUGGGUGUUAUUACAAUGAAACAGGAAGUUUUGUCUCACUCAGACAAUGAGACAUUAAUAAUCCAGCCUUCACCUCUAACUGGUGAAAGCAGCUGUAGGAGUAAGGCAGGUUCUAUAACCAUAAAUGCCAACAAAUUGAGCAUUGGCAUUUUUGGCCAUAAAUAGUGAUUUGAAGAGGGAACAUAGCACUACGGAUACAGCACAUGGCUGCAUUCAUUAAGUUCCAAGUUCAGUUUCUGCCAUCUCCAGUUUGUUUUUCUAAGAUCACGUGGAAGGCCUUGGCCUAAAACUGUGGAGAACUGUUGCAUAUUUAUGCUGCCCAUGGUGGACCAGAUGGACAAAUACUGUAGCUUGGUAUAAGGCAGUUUCCUGUACUUGUAUGCUAAAUAAUUCUUUACCUUCCUUUAUGAUCAGACUGGCUGUCCCCCCCCCCUUAAGCAGCAUAUGCAAAUUUAUUUGUACAUUCUCCACCUUACUUUUUUAAAAAAUCACAAUCAUGUAGCUUUCCUAUGCUCACUAAAAGCCCUUUACUAAUCUGAUAAUGGAAUCAAAUGGACUCCCAAGUAAAUCAUGGUUUUAAAACACUGCAGUUUGAUGUGCCGGAAUCCAAGCUGCUUUUCUAGUUUGUCUCAUUGUAGGUGGCAUGUAUAGAUGCUGGGUCUUCUGUCUGGAGUGAAAGUGAAAAUACAUGUGGACUUGUAAAAAAAGAUCUUUCUGGAUCAGGGCCAUUUCGUUUGUAUUUUGUUCAGUUAAACAAUGAUCAACAAUGUUGCACUAGGAUAAUGUGUUCUCAUUUAUACUCCCUAUCAUUUCCUCUAAUCAGUUUCCUAAAACUGAUUAGUAUAUAACAUUGCAAGAAUUUAAAGGAAAUUGGCGUUUUUAUGUUUGUGUUUUUUACUCUUAAGGCUAUUUUAUGAUUUACAGUACUUCCCUUUUCCUUUUCUUUCUAAGCUGGAUGUACUAUGCAAUGGGGAGAUCAUGGGGAAAGAUCACACUAUGGAAUUCAUCUAUAUGACAAGAUGGAGACUACGAGGCGAAAAUGUAAAUAAAAUUAGAAAUAACUCUAAUAAUUUAUUUUGUGUAUAUAUAGCUUAUUUGCUAUCUUAAGUUUCUAAAUUUAUGUUUAAAAGCCUCAACAGGACUUGUUAAUAGCUAUUUUAAAAUGCAUUGCUGGCUUCCAAUAGUCCAUGAUUUCCCAAAUUUUAUGAUACGGUGGCAAGAUAACUGAUGAUUAUUCCAAACCAGCACCACCUUGGCUGCUUUGGCACAGAGUGUAAACAAAGAAACCAGCUGGCAGUAGCUACUUCUUACUGGGAACUAAGAUAAAAAUUAAGUCAUGGAGUCCAGGGAGAAGGGAGCCUUGCAGCCUAGGAAUGUAUUUGUCAGUGAAAAGUACAGAAAACAAAGCUUCUUGGUGCCAAGUGGUUACAAAAAACAAAAGAGAAAUAGAUCUGGGGAAAUUGGGAAGGUGCUUGAACAUUUAUCAUAAAGAGAUCUAGUAGUUAGCUGCCUCAGGAGUAGCAGCUUCCUCACAAAGUACCAUUUCAAAAAGAUGAGCACUUGACAUGGGUACCAUUAGUACCAUCUAUUAUUUUAUUCUGAGCAAUGACUCAGACAGGCUGAGAAAUGAUUAAAUGCAAGAAUAUUUAAGGACUUUCAGAUUUGGAAAGGAAUUGACUUGCAUUGCUAAAAGUGAUGACUUCAGAAAGAUAAUUUAAUUUUUUAAAUCCCUGGUUAUGUGUUGCAAUCAUUUAUGUAGAUAGAAAUCGUCCUUUAGACUAGUAGCACUUUUAAAACAUGGCUUAUACUAGUUUAAUGCUUAGUAUGAGCAGAUAGGAGCUUGCACAAUACAUCUUUCCCUUUCUCUUUUCCUUGCAGUGCCCCUACAGAACACUGGAGCUGUAAAUAGCUGCAUAAGUGGAGGGGAGGGAUGCACAAUAUCAGAUUAGAAAAACUUGCACCAUGGAGAUGCUUUUGGGGAGGAGCAGAGGAAGGGAAAUGUCCAUUGCAUGAGCUUGUGAUGCACUCACACAGUGUUGUUUACAACCCUAUUCAUCUACUGAAUAUAAAAUAAUGGGUGGGGGGAUUAUAUAUUUUCCAUUCUAAGAGAAUUCUAGUCACAACUAAGAAACUAUUUGCAUAUCUUAUAGCCUUAGGUAGCCUUUUUUUAUUCCAGUUUGUGCCUUAAGCCCUCCAAGUUAAGUGGAAAGCACUUUCACUCAUUCAAGGAGAAAGUUCCUAAUUCCCUCUCGUUGCAUCUGCACCCUUUGCUGCACAAAUCCUCAAAAGAUUUGAGGAUCCUUCAAGAACACUCCCAACUCUCUGUAGGCAAUUCUGAAAGAGUGGGGAAGCUAUAGACCAGGAGGCAGGGAGAGGGAGCAGAAGGGCUUUUUAUUCCCCUUGUACAAUGGGGUCUUCAGACCAGUCCCUAGUAAUUUUCACCUUGCUCCCUUUCUAGUUCUUUUGAUUAUAAAAUGAAUAUGCCUACUAUUAAAAUUGGUCCAGUACAAGUUAUACGUUUUGCUGUUAAUCUCUGAUAGCAAUGCAAUACCUGUCUUAACUGUAAAAUAAUUAAAUUCUCAAAUGUGAAACAGAAUUAUAAAUGAGAUGACUGAUAAUCCAUGUCCAGUUGUGGAUGCCUCUUAUCUGAUCAGAAACUCGUCUCCUUCGCAGUUUCGGUGUCAGAACUGCUCAUCUUCGCAAGUCUGCUCACAGGAUGGCUCUUUUUAUCAGGUAAGAGGCACUCCCGACUGUACACAUUAUAGUCAUUAAGAUGACAUUAACACAACCAUUGUUAAUGAAGCCCAAUGGGUGGCGGGUGUCCUUUUAAUCCCAUAUAAGAAAGUCUCCCAAGACCAAAAUUAGCCUUGCAGGUCCUAAGCCUCAGGUGCUUUCAGAAGGUCAUGCAGAUUAAUUUUUUUAAUGCAUGUAAUAAUAUUUAUUCAUUAAUUUGUGAAAUUUAUAUCCUACUUUUCUUUUCGCAUACCCAAGGCACAUAUCAAAGAUAGAAAUAGUAUAAAACAGUGACACUAAGGCUAUAGUCCUAAGUCCUGAUUAGCACUGCUAUAGGACCUUAGAAUCCAUUGGGCAUUCCCACCCACUGACCUUUUCCUAUGGGGGUGCAGGGAGCUCCCCCAUCACAGAAGCCCCUGCUGCAGCUAUGGAUCUGCUGGAUCCUAAGCCAGUCCAGCUCCUGAAGAGAGACCCAGUCUGUUGUGCCAACCUGCAGCUGGUGCAGCCCAACAAAAGGGAAAGAAGUGAAUGACACUGCCCCUACCUCCUGCCCUGGCCAUUAUAAGUUAAAGAACAUUGAGGUGGCUCUGCCAUUCUGUUUACCCCACUGACCCCUGGCUAGAAUUAGGAUUACUUUGCUCAUAGAUAUAUAAACAUAAGUAUCCUAAGAAAACUUCAGAGAUAUGUUAUAACAAUUGAGGGCUGGCUUCUCCCUAUACUGCUGGCACUUGAUGUUGACUGGCUACCACAUAGAUGGAAGUUAAAAGGUAAUAUUUAGCUCCUCUAUCUGCUGUGGUUGUUGAUGCUUCCAGUACCAGCAGCCUUGGUGACUCCCUCUGAUGCUGUUUAAUUGUUUGUGUAUGAUUUAAACAUUUUUAAUUGUUAGGAUACGUGGAGACUAGGAGUGAAUGGUUCAUAGCCGUGUUUCAUUAAGAUAACUGGGAAAAGAACAAACACCUGUAUAUAUAGAGAGAGAGAGUUCAGUAGUGAGAUGAUAAUCAAAUUUCUGAUAAAAUAAUCCAUUUCCUUAGCUUUUUGUAAAAUAGUAAGCCAAAACGAUAGGCCAAAAUGUCACAAGGUGAUUUGCCCUCCUAUAGCCCUGCUUGCUCAAGUUAUGUUACAUGUAACUAAAGCUGCAUUCUCAUGCAGCAAUGGGAUGAUCCCUGAAUUGCCUGAAAACAGGGCUGGCGCGUCCCGUUUUGCCGCCAGAGGCAAAAGGGGAAGUGCUGCUACUGCUCUGCCAGCCCCACCCCCUCUGCUGCUGGAAGAGAAGUGGUGUUGGCACCAGCACUGAUUUCUGUUGAGAUUUCACUGAAGUCUCACAAGAUCUCACCAGAAAUCUUGGGGGCGCUGCCUCAGGGACUUUUACCACCCAAGGUGGCUGCUUCACCCUGCCCUACUGGUGAGCCGGGCCUGCCUUUCACCACCCAAGAUGGUGUUUGAUAGUUUAAUUUAUGUUAAUAGUUUAUUUAGCUGAUUAGGACUUCAUGGGAUUUCAGCCUAAGAUUUCAAAGGUUUCCGUGCACUGCUCUGGUUUGCCAGAAGCGGCUUAGUCAUGCUGGCCACAUGACCCGGAAGCUGUACGCCGGCUCCCUCAGCCAAUAAAGCGAGAUGAGCGCCGCAACCCCAGAGUCGGUCACAAUUGGACCUAAUGGUCAGGGGUCCCUUUACCUUUUACCUUAUAUGUUAAGCUGAACUAUAGUGAGUGGCACAAGGGUCCUCAGUGUAUUUAGCUUCCUCUUGCUCUCUGGAACAUGUGAUGAAGCCCAGUAAGGCCCCAGCAGCAGAUUUGCCAGGUUCACUGCUUCAAAGCAGGCCUGAAUAAACAGACUGGAGAUGACAUUUGCAUAGGGGCUGCUUUGAAAAGCUAUACAGAGGGAAAUAAUGGGUUCAGAUUGGUCCAGAAAUUAGGCAAUGUAUUGUCUGAUUUGGGGAGAAAUACUUCAGCUCAUCUCCAAGGCAGUCUGACAUGACAUGGGAAGAGUUAGCCCAACUCUUGUUGUUUUAAUAUACAUAGCCCCUCCUUUUUGUUUUGCUUCUUUAACGUGUAUAAGUUGAUGAGUAAAAUAUUUUGAUACGUUUUAAAUAAUUCUACUGCAUAUGUGCUUAUGUCUACAUGCUGUCAUUGUUCUGUUUUCAUUGUGGUUCUAGUCUUACCCCAUGGUACUCCAGUAUCGACCCAGAAUUGACUUCGGUUAG
Molecule: messenger RNA, 13637 nt
Organism: Podarcis lilfordi (Lilford's wall lizard)
Lineage: Eukaryota; Metazoa; Chordata; Lepidosauria; Squamata; Lacertidae
Source: the annotation of a GenBank genome assembly